AUGUUCCUCGGAAGCAUGAUAUUGGCGUAUUCAGUUGAACAAUCCGGACUCCAUAAACGAUUAGCUCUGUGGGCUAUUCGUGCUAUUGGAUACUCGCAUUACAAAACUUAUCCAAAUGCUCCAGAAUACUUAUCAUUUCCCAAGUUCUCGGCAUUCGCUCUCCCUUAUAUGUUCUUAAUGGAAGCUGCUAUGUAUUUGUAUCUGGUGAUAGUUUACUUGGGAUUUUUAAGACCAAAAAGUGAUGCUGCACAAAGGUCUAAACUCACAGCAUCUGGUAUAGAAGCAGCAAAGAAAGUAGUUAAUGAAGAUUAUAAUAAUUUGGUCAAGUGUAACCGCAGUUCUAUUAUUUGCAGCAUUGGAGAUUCCGCAGCAGCUAUGCUGGUUGCAUUUCUAAUGUAUUUAUUACCAUCAACCCUGAAUUUCUUUAAUAACUGCAGAGCUAAAGUGUACGAGGAUCUGCCAAAACAUCCUAUACCUUCGGUUCUCCAGUGGAAAACAAUGAAUGACAUUAUGCCGUACAGCUUCAUGUUUUUAUUAGGAGGUGGAUUUGCUCUAUCAGAAGCAGCUAAAGAAGAAUACACAGAUCUUAAUGGAAAAAUCGGAGCUGUGUUGAGCGACUUCAGAUAUUUGGGCAACGGAACGAUCCUUCUAUUGAUAAUAAUGUUUACCGUGUUUAUAACGAACUUCGCUUCUAAUGUCGCUGUUUGUAAUGUCAUAACGCCGAUUGUUAUGCAAUUGGCCAAAGAAAUCAACCAAAACCCGCUCUGGUACAACAUUGCAGCCGGUUAUUCGUCGUCAUACGCUUUUUGUCUACCAGUCGGAACGCCUGGAAACUUGGUUGUUCAGAGCGUUGCUAAUAUUCCAACUACAAAGAUGAUUAAAGCUGGUUUUGGUCCAACAAUAUCAACAAUAAUAAUAUCUUGGAUAUGCAUUUACGUCUGGGCUCCUGUUAUUUGGCCGGAUCUUCUUCUUCAUCCAGAUUGGAUAGAGAAUACAAGAACACAAUUUAAUUAA
Molecule: messenger RNA, 1014 nt
Organism: Leptosia nina
Lineage: Eukaryota; Metazoa; Arthropoda; Insecta; Lepidoptera; Pieridae
Source: the annotation of a GenBank genome assembly